This is a messenger RNA of Phoenix dactylifera (date palm), 2025 nucleotides long. Its product is annotated as glycosyltransferase BC10-like. Gene Ontology annotation, molecular function: glycosyltransferase activity. Gene Ontology annotation, cellular component: membrane. The record is from RefSeq and is a predicted model, not a curated record. NCBI's taxonomy places the organism in Eukaryota, Viridiplantae, Streptophyta, Magnoliopsida, Arecales, Arecaceae.
GCUUUUUAAAACUUCAGAUAGAAAGCACGAGAAGAGCCAGACCGCUCCCCCGCUGACCCACCCAGUUUAAAUCACCCGACGAUAACAAGAGAGAAAGUAUAAGAAUUAAAAGAGAGAGGAAAGGGUUCAGUUUGGCGGCAAGGCGAGGCAAGUAGGCAACGGGGAGCAGGUGGUGAGAAAGGGGAGGAAAGAGAGACAUGACGUCCGGGAACGAUGAUGACCAAAGCAAUCAGAUGGCGUUGUAGCGUCUCCUCUGCUCUUCCUCCUCUUCCUCCCUUGCCGUGACGGUGAAGAUGACGAUGAAGAAGAGGCUGCCGCCGUCGUCGUCGCCGUCGAUCCGGCAGCACUUCUGGUUGGGUCUGCAGCUGGUUCUCUCCCUCUCCGUCCUUGUCUGCGUCCUUGCCCUCCUUCGCAUCAACUCCCAAUCCGAAUCCUCUGCCUCCGCCUUCUCUUCCUUUGGACGGUCCUCCUCCGUCCAAGGGACUCCCAAGAUCGCCUUCCUCUUCCUUGCUCGCUUCAAUCUCCCUCUCGAUUUCCUCUGGCACGCCUUCUUCGAGAAUGCCGAGGAGCGCAACUACUCGAUUUACAUACAUUCCGAGCCGGGUAUCGUCUUCGAUGAGUCGACCACGAGUUCCCCCUUCUUUUAUGGCCGUCAGCUCAGGGGGAGCGUCAAGGUGGCAUGGGGAGAGUCGAGUAUGGUUGACGCGGAGCGCUUGUUGCUUGCAGCUGCACUUGAGGAUCCUGCGAACCAACGCUUUAUUUUAAUCUCUGACAGUUGUGUUCCUCUUUACAACUUCAGCUACAUAUAUGGCUACUUGAUGUCGUCUUCAAAAAGUUUUGUGGACAGCUUUCUUGACAAGAAGGAAAAACGCUACAAUCCUAAGAUGUCUCCUGCCAUUCCCAAAGACAAAUGGAGAAAAGGAUCCCAGUGGAUAACCUUAGUUAGAAAACAUGCCGAGGUUGUCAUUGCUGACAAUGCUAUCUUUCCAGCAUUCAAGAGAUAUUGCAGGCGACGAUCAGCACUAGACCCUGGGAGAAAGCAAAAUAUUAAAGCAGUUGUCCAGAAGCAACAUGAUUGUAUUCCAGAUGAACACUAUGUGCAGACACUAUUAUCUAUGAGUGAUCUUGAAGAUGAACUAGAGCGAAGAACUUUAACUUAUACUUUGUGGAACCAAUCUUCAAAUGAUAAGACAAGACAAAGUUGGCAUCCUAUGACAUUUGAAUAUGUUGAUGCGAGCCCUCAGCACAUAAAUGAAAUAAGGAAUAUCAACCAUGUAUACUACGAGACAGAAUACCGAACAGAGUGGUGCCAAUGCAAUGUUGCAUUUGUUCCCUGCUUCUUGUUUGCAAGGAAAUUCUCCCGGGGUGCUGCCAUACGCCUUCUGAAUGAGGGAUUAGUUGGGCCUUUUGACACUUCUGCUUUGUUAUUUAGUUCAUCGUGAUCAUAAUAGCUCUCCUCUCAUAUAAUAAUUCUAUACGGAAAGUAGCCUGGUGCUCGCCUAGCCACGCCAUCUCGGCCUUUACAUACUUACAGUCACAUUACACUGACAUUGCAGCGGCAAAAUAGUUUUGGCUUCUACAAUCUCCAAAUAGUCUACAACCAUCCAAGUGCGAACACAUCCCACCAUACAGCCUGAGGAUAUUAACAAGAAACAUGCAGUCCGACCAAUUGGGUACAAAAUCUGAAACAAUUAUUUAUCUAUCAGAGCUGUUCUUGGACAAGAUGAUGCAGGACUAUGCAGUAUACAACGUUAAUACCAAACAUGGCAAGAGUGGUAAAGCUGCCACCUACCAAACUGUUUACUGUUGUAUGAGUUCAUUACUGCCGUUAACUAAUUUUUUUAUGUUAAGUUAGUUUUUUAUAGUUCAAGGUGAAAAGCUUCAUUAACAUCACAUUUCUGUUACUUAUUGUCCUGACAUCUGCUUGUUUUUAGAACAAUGGGUAAAUGUCUAGGGGUAAAAUGGGCGCAAACUGAUUGAUUGGCCAGAAGUCUUUGACUUCAAAAGAAUAACUGCUCUUAACCA